Molecule: messenger RNA, 1272 nt
Organism: Phragmites australis (common reed)
Lineage: Eukaryota; Viridiplantae; Streptophyta; Magnoliopsida; Poales; Poaceae
Exons: 3
Coding region: 140-907 (255 amino acids)
Source: RefSeq, a predicted model, not a curated record
CUUCCGUUCCGCUGGGGAAUCCAAACGAUAACCGCCACGGGCGAGGAGGGAGUUUUUCUUCGCGUCCAACAAUGCCGCGGCCAGAUUGACGAACACAUGAGGCACAGAUCGGCUUCUUGAGUCCAGAAGGGAGAUCAAGAUGGGAUCCGUCGUCGGCACAGCGGCGAACGGCGUCGGCACCUUCCUCGGGAACGCCUUCGCCGCGCCCUUCAGGACUCUCUUGGGCGCGUCCUGCGAUUUCCCGUCGCUUCUGUUGUGCAUAUCAAGGGGCGUUUGCUCGGGGACAUGGGACGUGGCCUGCUUCAUCGAGCACCUGUGCUUCUCUAGCCUGGCAAGGCUCUUCAUGGUUAUCGUCCUCACCUACAUCACGCUGUUCUUCGUGUACCUCCUGUGCAAGGUAGGCAUCAUCAAGUGCGUGGCCAAGAACGCCUGCAAGAUGGCGUGGAAAGCCUGCUCCGGCUCCUGCCGCGCGCUCGGUGGGGCGUGCUGCCUCCUCUGGGGCAAGCUGCGCGACACGAAGCGCGUGCGCCGAGGGCGCCGCCGCCAACGGGACAUCGAGGAGGGGGAGCGCAGCUCGAGCUGGGCCGACACGGAUUCCUCCUCCUCCGACGGUGACCACCGCGGGAGCGUGGCGAGCGCCGGAGGGAGCAGGGCGGGAGGGAAAUGGCCAUCGGUGCGGGAGAGGAGGAAGGACAGGCUGCGGCAGUCGCUGCGCCUGAGGGGGCUCAGCUUCAAGGAGGAGCGCGCAACGAGAAGAAGCCGUGGCAGCGAGAGGAUGCAUCGCCAUGCAAUAGGGCCGAGAAGAGUGGAGGUGUCGUCCCUGCGCGUGCAUGGCUCGGCGACGCACCGCCGAGCGCGCGCGCACCGCGCACAUGAACGUUCAGCUGGCACAGUAGAGUAUGGAUGAAGGGUACAAUGAAUUUUCAGCAAUCAGAUACAACAAGAUCGUUAAUUGGGUAUGAAUAUGAGAAUGAAAACAACCCAUUUAGGAUUUCUGAAUUCGCACACAUCGAUAUAGUUGAUGACUUCGUAAUUUCCUGAUGAUGCAUCUAAUAGCGUGCGAUGAAUUUUUUACUGUAGUUGGGUCACUGUAGCUCAGUGGUGGAGCGUCAGUCUUGUAAAUUGAAUGUCUGUAGUUCGAUACCGCAUGAGGUCAUUUUAUUAUUGUUAUCAUUUUUUAUUUUUAAUAUGUCAAAUGGUUUUUAGAGAAACAGAGCACGGUAUAAAUGUUCCAGAAUAGCAAAAUAAGGAUAUUUGUUUAAUCCCAUUUUU